AUGGCCAGAGACAAAGAGCGCUCGAUCAACCCAGCCGCGGCGCAACGAAAACAAGACAAACAGAAAAGCCUAAAAAAGGGCAAAGCAGAGGCACUAGCACGACGAAACGAGAAGCUCGCACGGCGCAAUCCGGAUCGAAUCCAACGACAGAUCAACGAGCUCAAAGAAGCCGAAGAAUCAGGCCAGAAACUACGACCGCGUGACAAGGAGAUUCUCGAGGCUCUAGAGAAAGAUCUACGAGGCGUAUUGAAAGCGCGCGAAGCCCUCGGCGAGAAAGCACCCCGAUUCAACAAUGACAACCGAGGCGGCGGCCAGGGCGGCGGACGAGGGGGUCGAGAGGGCGUACUAGGCAAGCGGAGACGCGAGUCUGACGAGACGCGCAUGCCGGCCGAUGAUGAGAGCAGUGAUACAGAUGAGGAUGUGAGGAGGAUACCCAUGCCGCGGGAUACACCACCGCCGAUUCCGCGCCAGCAGCGGAGACGAGGUGGGGAUAACGCGCAGGGCGAGAGUGCACAGCGUGGUCCUCAUCCAUUACCGUCCAGGCCGACGACGGUUGCAGCGCCCAAGACAGUGUAUGAGGCCAAGCCUGAGAUUCGUGAUUUGCGGCGGGAGGCGACGAAUAAGUUUAUUCCGGCUGCGGUUCGGAUGAAGCAGCAGUCUAUUAAGGGUCAAGGGAAAUUGUUGGAGCCUGAGGAGAUGGAUCGGCUUGAGAAGGCUGGCUAUAAUGCUUCUGCUGGGCCUGGGCCUGAAGCUCCAGCGAAGGAUAGGCAGAUUUCGUUGGAGGAGGAGGAGCAGCGGUUUAAUCGGGAACUUAGGACUGUGCAGAUGGAGGAAGUUGAGGAUGAAGAAUCUUGGGCUUAA
Penicillium arizonense is the source of this 861-nucleotide messenger RNA. RefSeq names its product WW domain binding protein 11. The coding region runs from base 1 to 861 and encodes 286 amino acids. The record is from RefSeq and is a predicted model, not a curated record. The transcript has a single exon. Gene Ontology annotation, biological process: RNA processing. NCBI's taxonomy places the organism in Eukaryota, Fungi, Ascomycota, Eurotiomycetes, Eurotiales, Aspergillaceae.